Paramecium pentaurelia is the source of this 3340-nucleotide messenger RNA. Lineage: Eukaryota; Ciliophora; Oligohymenophorea; Peniculida; Parameciidae. The record is from the annotation of a GenBank genome assembly.
AUGUAAAUUGGAAAAUUUAAAUUAGAUCAUUUGGUUGAAAAAAAUAAUGAAUGCAUAAUUUAUAGGGGCAGUAAUUAAGAAGACAAAUUCAUCAUAAUAUAAUUGAAUCGUGUAAUUAGUCAAAUAAUAUUUUAGUAACCAUUAUUGAAGGUUGAAUUGUUUAACAAACAUUUCCAAGAAGAACUUAAAAUGUUAUUUAAAUACUCAUAGAAGCCAACAAUAAUUCCUAAAGAUUUUCCAUUUGAAAUACCUGAAUCUGAAACUCUAGAUUCUGAGUUAAUUGAAUUUCCAUAAAUUAUUGAAAUACAUCAAACAGAAACUCAUUAUUAUUUCAUCUUAACUAAUUGUUUAUAGGGUUAAAUAUUAACUUAGGAAGUUGAUCAUCCAAAGUAUAACAGUACUGAUAUUAUUUUAUAGAACAUUUUUGCAGAUUUACACACUUUAUGAUUAUUACUAUUUAGAAUACUAAGAAGGAAGAAUAAAGGAUCGAGAUUUUGCAUUAAUGAGAAUAUUUAGAAGCCAAGAUAAAUUAACAUUGAUAGAUUUUGGUUUUGCAUGUUUGUAAAAAUAAUUAACAAAAAAGCCUUGGUAAGUAAAAUUAGGAGAACUAUUUAACAGUUUGACAUAAUAUAAAGCAAAAUUAAAAGGAAAAAAUGUAAUAAAUACUUUGUUGGCAGGAAAGAUUAAAUGGGAAGAGAUUAGAGAUUUUAUAAGCAUAUCAUUUGGUUUGAAUGAUAUAGAUUAAUCUUUAUAAGAAAAUUAUAGUGAUAGAAACAGUAAAAUAACUAGAUAAAAUUCAAUUCAUACAAAAUAAUAAACGUAAACUAUGAGUAUGUUCCCAUAAGAAAUUAUUACUUUAAAUUAAAAUUCAUCUAGAAAAGCCUCUCCAUAUAACCAUAGCCAAAAAUAAUAAUCAAAAAAAUCAACAAUGAUGUAAACUAGAAUUAUUUCUUAUGGCAAUUAAUAAAAAGAACAUUUCUAAAAAAUAAGACAAUCAUUAAGUCCUGGAUUUAGUACAACAAAUAGAUAUCCUUGUAGAUUAUUUUAAAUUGAACAAAUUACAUAAUAAUCUAGUCCAUAAGCAAGAUCAGUUUCAAGAAAAGCAUAACAUUUAAGUAAUUAUCAAAAACAACCUAUUACUAAACCAUUAGAAAAUUAAUUUGAAUAUAGAAAUAGAUCUACUCCUAGAGAAGAAAUUCAAUAUGAAUAAAAUUAAAUAUAAUAAUUAAUGGGAGAUUAAUAUUUACCAAUACAAGAAUAAUAAAAAUAAAUUUAAAGAAAAUUAAUAUCAAUUACAACAAAUUAAUCAUAAUAUGAAGCAUCUUCAAAUGCACCAACUCUGAUUUAAAGAGGAUUAUCUUUAAAUGAAAAAUAAGAUGGUUAAUUCUAAUAAAAUAAUCAUGAAUUAAGACCAAAAUCAAGUAGAAAUCAAGAUUAAAAAUAAGAACUCAAAACACUUCUUCGAACUUCAACUAGAGAACUUUAACAACCUGGUUAAAUACAUAAGAAAUCUACAUAAGAAUAUCCAGCAAAUCGAACCAUAAAUUAUUCUGACACAUAAUCAUUAUUUGAUAACUUAGAGAUUAAAUAAGUCAGAAAACCAUAAUCAAGAAGAAAUUCUAUAAGAAAAAGUAGCACUAAUAGUAUAGAAAAUAUCGAAUUAUCAAAUAGUAAUACAGCAAAUCAAUAGAGAUUAAUAAUUAAUAACAAUUUAUAGAAUAAUCGAUAGAUGUUUAAGACACCAAGAGAUUAAAGAUAAAUGUAAUAUUCUUUUCAAAAUUCUCCUAUUGAAAAUCCAUAUACUAAGAAAUAAAAUCCAAUAAUUGCAUAAUAAUAUUAAGAUGAAGUUUAGAAUUGUAAAUAAUAAUCUAAAAAGAAUAGUACAGAUGAAGAUAAUUCUGAAGUUUGUAGUUAUCAGCCUUCUUUUUAAUAACGUUAAAAUUAAUCAAGAAAUUAAGAAAAUGUAGUAUUGAUCAAGAACAAUAAAUAAAAUGAAUUUGAAAUUGAAAAAUAUAUUGAUAAUGUUGAACAAAUUUAGUAAAAUAAACAAUAUCAAUUUCAAAUGACAGAAAAAAAUGAGAUUCCUUCAUUUUGUUAAGAAAAAUAAUCAAUAAAUAAUUAAGCAAUUAUCUCUCAAUAGUAAUAAUAAUAAUAAUAAUAAUAAUAAUAGUAAUAAUAAUAAUAAUAAUAAUAAUAAUAAUAAUAAUAAUAAUAAUAAUAAUAAUAAUAGAGAAUAUAAAAUGAAGAUUAAAUCAUUAAAUCUCCAAACUAAGAUUAACGUAUUGUAGUUGAAUCUGUUGAUGAAUAUUAUAAAUAACCUAAAAUAAAGAAAUAAAACUCAUUUAAAUUACCUCCAACUCCUAAAACUGAUAAUACAACAAAGGAGUAAUUUAAAAUAGAAUUAUAAUAAAAUAAUUACUUAUAAGAUAAUAAAUAAUAAAAAGAAAAAAGUAAUUAGUAAAAUGAAAAUUUAUAGAAAUUAUAAAAAAUUGAAGAUACUCCAAAAUCAAAUAAAAGAAUAAAUUUAAAUGAUAUUUAAGUAGUUCAAUAGAACAUUUAAGAAAUUAAGGUAAAAUUAGAUGAAAAUGAAGCCAAAAGAAUAAGUUAAAUAUAUGAAAAUUAAUUAAAGUAAUAAUAUUAAUAUAAAUAAGAAAGUAUGAUAUAAUAGGUAAAAUGGUUGGAGGGAAUGUAAAAUAUUUUUAAGCAUUAAAAAAUUUUUGGAUAGUUCCUUUAUUUCUUUGUUUUAAAAGAAUGGUGAGUUUUAGGAAAUUGUAUGAAGAAGGAUUAAAAGAUAAAGUCAAUUUUUUUGAUUUAGAUAUGGAUAAAGUAAAUUAAGUAGAUAAAAUAAGAAAUCUAGAAACAAAGUUAACAAAUGAUAAUAAAAUAGUUGUAUAAGAAUUAGAAUCUUUAUACACAUAAUGUUAAAAAACAGCUUAAAAAUUUGAUCCAAAAGUAAAUUAUAGAUUUAAAUUUAUUAUAGGAAUUAGCAAAAAUAUAAAAAUUUUUAAAUAUGGACUUAUAAUAAGAUAUAAAAGAUAUUUAUUUUGUUUAUUUGUAUACUUAGAUAUUUAGAACUUUAUAAAAUUUAAGAAUUAAAUGUGAAUCAGAUAAAUAAAAAACAAAAGAAAAUUUAAUAUUGUAAGCCAGUUGUUUAGCUUCACUUAUAAUAAGUGAAAUGCCUUUUAGUAGUGAUAAGAAGUUCUUUGAUUUAGAAGAAUUUGAAAAAGUUACUGAGAAUUCUUAAUAUAAUUAAUAAUUGUUAGAACAAUAUAUUUAAACAAAGGAUGAAGUAAUUGGACAUCUCAAAAAAAGACUGAUAACCAAAGGAAUUAAGAUUUGA